Onthophagus taurus is the source of this 1263-nucleotide messenger RNA. RefSeq names its product odorant receptor 10-like. The record is from RefSeq and is a predicted model, not a curated record. Gene Ontology annotation, biological process: sensory perception of smell; detection of chemical stimulus involved in sensory perception of smell. Gene Ontology annotation, molecular function: odorant binding; olfactory receptor activity. Gene Ontology annotation, cellular component: plasma membrane. NCBI's taxonomy places the organism in Eukaryota, Metazoa, Arthropoda, Insecta, Coleoptera, Scarabaeidae.
AUGACCAUAGUAUUUUUGAAUUAUCCCAAUGAAAACCCACAAAAUUAUUUUAAAAUUCAAAGAACGGUUUUAAAAUUAUUUGGGGUUUCUUUCGAUGGUUACAAAAAUUAUGCUUACACCAUUUAUUCAAUUUUAUGGCUUUUAUCAAUCUUACUAACCAACACAGUAAUCGAAUUAUACGAAGUUUACGUUUAUAUUAAUAAUAUUGAUACUGUUGUCAAUAUUUUAAGUUAUAUAGGAACUGAUGUUUUAGGAGUGAUUAAAAUCGCUGUACUCUUAUAUUACUCCAAAGAAAUUCGUGAAAUGUUGGAUGGUUUAGAAAAAGGAGUCUUUUAUCCCAAUCAAAAACGUGGGGGGAAAAUUGAAACAGAUCUCGUUAAAAAAUGCAUCAUAAUCAACAACCGGCAAACGUUUAUUUAUUAUUUUACCGUUGUGGCUGUCUGUGGAAUUGGAUGUUUUGGAACGAUGAUAACACGAAUUUUUUUCGGUCAUAAGGAGUUACCGUUUAUGCCUUUUUCAUGGUUUGACGCGUCCGAAUCACCAUACUAUGAAAUUGUAUGGUUUUAUCAAACUUAUUGGCGCACUUCUUACGCUUUAAUGGUUAGUUCAACCGAUUCUUUAAUAGCGGGAAUACUUUUGCACAUAAGCACACAAUGUAAAAUUUUACAAAACGCUGUAAAACGUGUUAUCGAAAACGCUUACAACGAAGCUUUUGGAAAUAAUAAAUCACGAAGUGAUGAUAUUGAUCCAUCAAAAAUCCCUUGGAACAUUUUAGAAAAACACAUCAAAUUAAUAAUUAAUUAUCACGGAGAUGUUAUUGGACUAGCUGAUAAAUUUGAAAAACUUUUCAGCUUACUAUUACUUUGUGUCUUUGCAGCCACACUUUUUAUUUUGUGCUUUAUUAUGUAUCACGCAUCUUUGUUUGAUUUAAUAAGCAUGAGAGCAGCCCAAGAUUUUUCGUACGUCGGAGUUGUAACGGUUCAAGUUUUUCUAUAUUGCUUUUGGGGCAAUGAAGUUCGAGAUGAAAGUGUAAAAAUAGCGGAUGCUUGUUGGGAGACAAAUUUUGUUGGAACCGAUGUUCGGUUUCAAAAAGCUUUGGCAUCAAUUAUAAGAAGAAGUCAAAAACCGAUUGUUAUUACAGCUGGGAAAUUUAGUGAUUUAUCGUUAAAAAGCUAUGUUUGGUUGAUUAGAGCUUCUUAUUCUUAUUAUAUGGUUCUUGGGAAUCGACAGAAGAAAGAACUUGAAAUCACGCUAUAAAUUAAA